Molecule: messenger RNA, 1365 nt
Organism: Topomyia yanbarensis
Lineage: Eukaryota; Metazoa; Arthropoda; Insecta; Diptera; Culicidae
Product: methylthioribose-1-phosphate isomerase
Exons: 2
Coding region: 213-1286 (357 amino acids)
Molecular function (GO): S-methyl-5-thioribose-1-phosphate isomerase activity
Source: RefSeq, a predicted model, not a curated record
AGUUUGUUUUACGACUGAACAUUUUAGUUUCAUGGAGCUUGUGAACGGACUUACGACUCCAAUUACGACAGUGGAGGCCACUACCGAAGGAACCAGCGGUACUGAACACCGUGUGGCAACGAAUCCACAGAAUGGGUCAGCAGAUUAACAAGUGAUUGCAAACGGCAACGAGCGCUACCAGUUUCGGUUCAAGAAAAAAGACCACAAUAGUCAUGAGUUUAAAAGCAAUUAUUUAUAAAAACGGAGAAGUUGAAAUUCUCGAUCAAUUAUUAUUACCUGAGCAAUCGAAAUACAUUAAAAUAAAAGGUGUUGAAGACGGUUGGAAUGCUAUUCGGAAAAUGCAAGUUCGUGGUGCUCCGGCUAUUGCAAUUGUUGGAUGUCUUUCACUGGCUGUCGAAGUACAAGACAAAAACUUUGACCACAAAGACAGCUUCCGACAGGAGAUAGAAGAAAAGCUGAAUUUCUUGGUUACUGCUCGACCAACAGCAGUUAACAUGAAAAUGGCUGCAGAGAAUUUAAUUGAAAUGGUUCAAACGUUGACUGAUGAUGGGACUGUUACCGUUGACGAAAUGAAACAUAGGUUUCUAGCAGCUGUUGAAAAUAUGCUAGAGAAAGACACUUUUGAUAACAUGGCACUAGGAAAAUAUGGAGCUGAUAAAAUACUUUCUAACACCUCCAACGGGGAUGCUGUUCAAGUACUAACUCAUUGCAACACUGGGUCUUUGGCAACGGCUGGCUAUGGAACUGCAUUGGGAGUUAUACGAAAGCUGUUUGAACAGAACCGUUUAGAGCAUGUAUAUUGUACGGAGACACGUCCAUAUAAUCAAGGUGCUAGACUCACUGCAUAUGAACUGGUCCAUGAUAAAAUUCCAGCCACGCUAAUAAUGGAUAGCAUGGUGGCUUCACUUUUUAAGUCCCGCUGUGUAUCUGCUGCAAUUGUAGGAGCUGAUAGAGUUGCAGCCAACGGAGAUACGGCCAAUAAAAUCGGAACUUACCAAAUUGCUGUUCUAGCUAAGUACCAUCGUGUACCAUUCUACGUAGCUGCUCCUUUUACGUCAAUCGAUCCAAAUAUUCCAUCUGGGGAUUGUAUAACCAUUGAAGAGCGUCCAGAUAGAGAAAUGACCCAUAUUGGAGAUUACAGAAUAGCAGCAGAAGGAAUCAACUGUUGGAAUCCUGCUUUUGAUGUGACACCGAAUGAAUUAAUAACUGGCAUUAUCACAGAAAUCGGUGUCUUUGAACCACACGAGUUGCGCGAACGUGCAGGUGGACGUGGUACAGGGAAAUAACAUAUUUGUAAAUUAUAUUCAAUUAAUUGGGUCUUUAAAUGACAUUCCAAAUGUAGUAAUAUAUAUGUUCAACCCUCAA